This is a messenger RNA of Rubroshorea leprosula, 681 nucleotides long. NCBI's taxonomy places the organism in Eukaryota, Viridiplantae, Streptophyta, Magnoliopsida, Malvales, Dipterocarpaceae. The record is from the annotation of a GenBank genome assembly.
GUUUUGUCUUCUCUCUUCUCACUACCAUCCUUUUUUUCUCUCUGUCAUUUUAAUAUAUUCUUCAUACAUCCUCCGUCAAUCAAAAUCAAAGGAUUCAAACCUCUUUCUGCAAACUGGAAUUAAGAAUUUCCUUGUGUAGCAAAUGGAGCUAGCUUCGAAUUCAUGAGACAUGAAAAUGAGUUUUGAUUUGCAUCAAUUAGAAACUAAAAUAAUUAAAUUCUCAGGAAUUGAUGGCACCGGACUUGGGCUUCUAAUGCAUCACCAGAAAUUAGGAAAGAUCUUUGACAUUUGGUGCUUGCAUAUUCCAGUCAAGGACAGGACAUCUUUUACAGGCCUAUUGCAGCUUGUUGAAAGUACAAUUAGGUCAGAGUACUCCAGGUCCCCAAAUAGACCAAUAUAUCUUGUUGGGGAAUCCCUUGGAGGAUGCCUUGCUUUAGCUGUUUCAAACCGUAACCCGGAUAUUGAUCUCCUACUUAUCUUGUCUAACCCAGGUAAGAACUAGAUUUGUUGUAAUUCUUUACAAACAGCAUUUCUUGACGUCGUAAUUAUAGUUUUGCAAUAUUCUCGAGUGUGCUAUUAUUUAGUGGCUAAUGCACCAAACAGAAAAAUGAAGUUAGGAAAACACAAUUAUUGCAAGAAGCAGUUAACUUGUUAAGAUGUGAAUACAAUUAUAUUUAGAAU